AUGGAUAAAGUCCACGGCUAUGAUGAACACCUGUGGGAAUGCCCCUACGCGUUCGACUUCAAUUCAGAAUCUUUUAUGAAGAAUCGACGGCAAUCGUACCAGCAAAAAGCCGAUACAUUUCCUGUGGUUCCCCCAGAUUUAGACAACGAUUGGCUUGAAAACUCGACAUCAAGAGCCACUCCACGAUCCACUCCACGUCCUAGUCGAAGCCCAAGACAGAUUCGAUUUCAGAUACCAGAGAUUCAAAUUUCACUCGAUUCGACCAGCGGUUCAACACCGACGCUUCACUCAAACCCACAUACCGAGAUUGAGUGGUCACCAGCACGGGUUGGCAGCAUGGAUACGGUAAUGCAUAAGGCGCUCAUGCAUCCGCAGUUCGCACAACGUCAGUCGAUGUCCUUCGAUGACGGUGACGACUUGUCCUCAUCGUCGUCUCGGAGAAACUCGUCCAGCGAGAAGGCACGUCAAAAUCUUCUCGCGCAACGGCGUCAAAGUAAUAUACAGGUAGUGCAAGGAAUGUCCGGUCGUCGAACGUCCACAACGUUAAUUCCGCUUACACCAGCUCAAAUUCAUCUGAUUCGUGCCUUAUGGCGACAAAUCUAUACUAGUAAGGGACCGACGGUGGUUGGGACGAGUAUCUACCAUCGAUUAUGCUUCAAGUGGCCACAGGUAAAGGAACAAAUUCGACGAGUGCCUCUUCCGCCCAAGUUCCAAAAUCAUGAUAGUUUUGUGAAGGCACAUUCUAAAGCUAUCGGUGAACUCAUUGAUCAGAUUGUCGAAAAUCUUGACAACCUGGAUAACAUGACCGACGAGUUGAUUCGCAUAGGAAGAUCACACGCAAAAUUAUUGCGAGGAGAGCUUACCGGAAAACUCUGGAAUGUGGUAGCAGAAACGUUCAUCGAUUGUACGCUGGAAUGGGGCGAUCGCAGAUGCCGAUCCGAGACUGUGAGAAAAGCGUGGGCGCUGAUUGUCGCGUUUGUUAUUGAGAAGAUUAAACUUGGUCAUCAUGAACAGAGAAAACUUAUGCUCACCACGCGUCAGUCGCUGCCAGCCAUGCAAAUCCCGUUCCAGUCGAUGAAAAUUUGA
Molecule: messenger RNA, 1086 nt
Organism: Necator americanus (New World hookworm)
Lineage: Eukaryota; Metazoa; Nematoda; Chromadorea; Rhabditida; Ancylostomatidae
Exons: 10
Coding region: 1-1086 (361 amino acids)
Biological process (GO): response to hypoxia; oxygen transport
Molecular function (GO): oxygen binding; heme binding; oxygen carrier activity
Source: RefSeq, a predicted model, not a curated record